AUGAUUGUAUCGUUGAAUCCCAAAUUUGGUCGCAAUGCACACGCUAUGUUUACUGUCAAUACCCAGCGCAUUAUCAUUGGCCACCCAAGUGUGAACAAGGAAACUUCACCUCCUUCGGUAUUCUACUACAACGAGCUCCUCGGUAAUCCUAACUAUCGAGGUGAUCUGGGUGAUCUCUACAGCACACUGUUCGCUGGCGACGUUUUGCACGCCAUGCAGGUCCACCCCGAAUCCAGACAAACCUCCUCUCUUUGUCCCUGGUACCACUUUUACUGCAUUUCUUACCCUCCCUCCUGUGCCACGGAUUCCGCUUUAUCACCGCUGUCGCCACUGCUCAAUCUGAUGCGGCACUCCGUGGAACCAAAAGCUCACCUGAUUGGUAUUCUGUGGAUGACUCCAAUUGACGCCAUUUCCCCCUUCUACCGCGUUCCCAUUCCUCGUCAAGAUGAGGACGCGGAGGAAGAGGUGGAUGAGCACGUCUAUCCGCAACCAGGUUAUCUGCGAUUCCUCACUGUGGCCGCCUUUGUGUCCAACUGGUUGGCGUGGUUCUCUCGAAUUGAGACCUAUUCGUCACUGGGCAUAUCUCGUCACCAGCUAUCCCUAAUAUGUGAGUCCAUGUCGGGAUUUGUGUUGCAGCCUUGGAGUUUGGGAUGCGGACAGUCACCACUUAUUGAUUUGUGGCCCCUUUGGAUGGCUCGGAGACUGCUGAACCUCCUUCUGUGUUGUGUACCAAGCAGUGGUAGGGACAUCUCGCGACACUUCUUUCCAUUCACUGACUUGGAUGACAUUUGA
Molecule: messenger RNA, 792 nt
Organism: Mesocestoides corti
Lineage: Eukaryota; Metazoa; Platyhelminthes; Cestoda; Cyclophyllidea; Mesocestoididae
Source: the annotation of a GenBank genome assembly